AAUUUACCAGUUAAGGGAUUUGACUCGCUUUUCGAAAUGAAUGAAGAGUCGAUUAAAGGUGUUAUUGAGCGUCUGGAAAGUGCCGGACACUGUAUUAUGGCAAGUCCUGCACUUGUAACGACUGAGCAACGACAACAGGCUGAUCAGGUGUUUAUCGAGUUUAAAAGAUCUAAAUUUCCUUAUGAGAUUUGCCAACAAAUUCUUCAGAGAAGCAGUAGCACGUUUGUUCUUUUUCAAAUGGGGUCUACAAUUAAAGAAGCCACGCUGAGAGAGUGGUGUAUUUUGAAAAAGGACUUGAUUGACAAUCUUAGAAAAUUCAUUUUGGAAUACGUUACGUCAAAUCCAUCGUUAAUACUCUGUGUAAGGGAAGAACUGCUCGAUGCCUUGGCUGUCAUUAUUAAAAGAGGAAGCGUGGAGAGCAAUAGCUUAUUACAACAAAUAUUUCUAGAUAUAAACAAUUUAUUCCAGUCCAAUCAAUUAUAUUAUCAAUUAGUAGCAUGUUCACUUUUGAAAGCUAUCCUCAUUGAAUUUUCUAGUACAAGUCGAUCAAGUGCAGUCGGUUUAUCGUGGGAAAUGCAUAAUUGUUGUAAAAUGCAAUUUGAGAGGGAGCAUCUGAAAGAAAUAUUCCUCUUAGUUAGCAAUUUACUCAUACAAAUUCUGCAAUCACCUCAAUCAAGCGAAAAUUUUCAAAUUAGCGAAAAGCUGCUAUCUGUACUUGAAAUUUUACUGAAUUGGGAAUUUUUGCCAGUAGAUUUAUCUCGAAGACAUAUCGGAUGUUUUAAAGGAUCACCAAAUCCAUCCCUUAAGCCACCAGCAUGUUGGAAAAAUGUAUUUUUAAAUCCAGACCUCAUUACUUUAGUUGUGAAAUUGUAUUCACUUUUCACGGAAGAAUUGAAAGAAUCGUGCAUAAGAUGUCUAAUUCAGUUAGCAUCAUUGAAUGGAAAUGUAUUUCCUGACUUUGACUCCAAAAUUCGCUAUCUUAACCAUUUUAUUAAUAGCAUAUUACAAAUUUUCAAGGAUGCUUCUACAAGGCCAUCCUUCGCUCAUGUUAUAUCGAAUUUAAUCAUUUUCUUCCCUCUUAUGCUUUUUGGACAGCUUGACACUAGCUGUAGAGAGAGUUUAUUCAAUGGAAUGACCGAAAUGACUGUAACACUUGGUAAGGAAGCUGAACUAGAGAAUAGUGAUGAGAAACAAGAUGCUUAUCGAAGACUGCUGGAUGCUUGGUCAAGAUUAGCUAUUGAGGACUUUCCACUUAGUCCAAACCACUGCUCAAAUAUUUUUGAGUCUUUUCUCUAUUGCCAUUUAGCCCCUCCAUUAGGCUGUCGACCAGUAGCUAAUGACGAAGUUAUCUUGGAAGAAGAUGAAGAGGACAAGGAUAAAUUUAAAGAUGAAUUGUGUUCUAUUGCAACUCUAGCUAGAGUUAACCUAUCACAUUGUUUAAGCCUCGUCAACGACUUGUUAAUUGAUAGACUGUCUGGGAAAACCCCAAUUAGUCUAGCAGAAUUAUACGAAGAUCUACAUUGGAUAGUUUUGGUUGCCGCAGCUCUCUUGACCGACGACGUUAUUGGAGAAACCCCUUUAAUUCCUAGUCAAAUAAUGCAGCACGCAAUCGAUGAAAUAAAAUCAGGAAAAUCCAAUGUUAACGCUACCAUCAGUUUUGUUCAGGGAACUAGUACAACGCUUGAAAGUGUCGAUGGAAUCGUUUUACUUGUCGUUAAAAUUCAAAGAUUACUGGAAAUGUGUCUAGAAGCAACUUGCAAUAAUAUGGAUUGGUCGCCACAAGUUGCAGCUACCUGCGGUUUAUUUCUUCAAAGGUGGGUAAGAACUUAUCUCCUACCGAACGAAGAUAAUUACACAGAGAUGAGUCCAACAUUUAAUACUAUAUGGGGAUGUGACGCUCCCAUAUCGAAAGUGAUCGUGGCACAACUAGUGGAUAUAUGUACAAAAGCCGUUCAGAUGUGGUCGGGAGAAGAACAAACUUUAAUUGAAUGUCUUCAUCUAUUAGUAAUUCUUGCCGAACGUCAUCAACGUGCAGUACUAUUACUAGAAAGUGAAGGAUUUUGGAGUUUAAUAGAGCGUUUAGCAAGUUUACAGGUUGCUUCGUUACCAUCACAAGGAGUGAGAUUGAUAUGCAAGGCUAUAGUUUAUGCAGGAACAUCACAUUCUGGAAAUACAUCACGAUGGACAAUGUAUUUUGAGAAUCUUAGAAAUAGUACACUUAUAUUAAGGAAUGACACAAUUCGUAAGCAAGAAUUGAACAAAAUAUUAGAACUUUUAUGCGGCGUUGUAGAAGCUACAACCGCUCAAAAUUUCCGUGACUUGUUUAACUUUGUUAAUCCUGCUAUGGAAGCAGGGCACUUAAUUCUCAAUAAUUUCAAGGAUAGUCCUGAUGUUUUAGAAAAUCUUUUUGAAUUUUAUAGCUUGAUCGCAAACAGACAGUUGUGCUACUUAAGUAUUGACUAUUCCAAAAAAUUUUAUGAAUGUAUCACAAAACUAUUGGAAAUGUAUUCGAAAGUAAACAACGGAAAGAUACGAUUGACAAAGACAACGGAAGAGGAACAACUUCUUGACCUUAGUUUACUCAUGGAAAUUUUAACGCAUAUGCUAUCCAAAGACUUUAUGGAUUUUUUCCCAUCUAGCGAUGAUUAUAAGAGUCCAACAACUGGUGUCGUAUUAAGGGGACUAGAAAUUAUUAUGCCAAUGAUGAAUGAAAAUUUAUUAAGUUUCCCUCGUUUAAGUAGUCAAUAUUUCAAAUUAAUUGCAUAUUUAAGCGAAAUGGAUGCAAAGUUAAUGCUUACUUCGCCUUCCCUGCAAAAUGUACUUGACUCACUGCAAUUAGGAUUAUCCUCAACACUUGGAACCGAUGUUCUUAAACUCUGUUUGGAAGCCAUAGCUAGUUUAGCUACGGUUGAAAUUUCUUCUUAUAGAUUAGAACCUUUCAUGGGAACCAUUUUGCAGAUGGUCUUGUUAGAACCCUUUGAAAUGGAUUUGUUGGAUACUGUGGCUGACACUAUAUUUUCUCUUAUAUCUUCCAAUGUUAAUACAUAUAAGACGUUGGUACGACAAAUUGUAGAAACACAGAAAGAAGAAGAAGCUAGAAAUAGAUUAAUAUGUGCCUUUGAUGAAUUAACACCAAACGACGAAUAUUUUACAAAUAAUCGAAAAAAUAAAACUCGAUUUACAGAUAAAUUUGAAGAAUUUGUUACGAACGCCAGAGCAAUGCUUUGUAUUCAUUGA
This is a messenger RNA of Dimorphilus gyrociliatus, 3237 nucleotides long. The record is from the annotation of a GenBank genome assembly. NCBI's taxonomy places the organism in Eukaryota, Metazoa, Annelida, Polychaeta, Dinophilidae.